AUGUUUACGGGGAUAGUUGAGUGCAUGGGGACAGUGGCUGAGUAUGCUACGCAUGACACUUCCCUCUCUGGGGGAAACGGGGUCUCGUUGACUAUCAAGGACGCCUCCUCUAUUUUAGGAGACUGUCAUUUGGGCGACUCCAUAGCUGUGAACGGCACGUGUCUAACGGUGACAGAGUUCGAUACGGACACAUUCAAAGUGGGCAUCUCGCAGGAGACGUUGAAGAGGACCAAUUUAGGGGCUCUACGGGAAGGUUCCAAGGUGAAUUUGGAGAGAGCCAUUUCCGGUGAUGUUAGGUUUGGGGGUCACAUGGUCCAGGGGCAUGUUGACACUAUUGCCCAAAUUGUAGACCAGUCAAGAGAGAGCAAUUCGACGAUAUACACGUUUAAACUAAGAGACGAGGAAUUCAUUAAUUACAUUGUCCACAAGGGUUUCAUUUGUAUCGACGGUACCUCUUUGACUGUCAUUAACGUCGACUAUGAGCUCAAGACCUUCCAGAUUAUGAUGGUGGCGUACACCCAAUCCAAGGUGAUCAUGCCGUUAAAGUCAAAGGGCGACUGGGUCAAUAUUGAGGUCGAUGUGACAGGUAAACUCAUUGCCAAACAAGUCGAACUCAUCAUCAACAACCAACUAAGUAACGAUCAAGUACAGACACCAUUAAAGGCAUAUAUUGAUAGAGUUAUCGAAUCAAAAAUGAAAAAUUUAUAA
This is a messenger RNA of Pichia kudriavzevii, 708 nucleotides long. RefSeq lists its product as uncharacterized. Gene Ontology annotation, biological process: riboflavin biosynthetic process. The transcript has a single exon. Lineage: Eukaryota; Fungi; Ascomycota; Pichiomycetes; Pichiales; Pichiaceae. Bases 1 to 708 code for a protein of 235 amino acids. The record is from RefSeq and is a predicted model, not a curated record. Gene Ontology annotation, molecular function: riboflavin synthase activity.